Molecule: messenger RNA, 2175 nt
Organism: Xiphophorus maculatus (southern platyfish)
Lineage: Eukaryota; Metazoa; Chordata; Actinopteri; Cyprinodontiformes; Poeciliidae
Gene: oxtra
Product: oxytocin receptor
Exons: 3
Coding region: 371-1543 (390 amino acids)
Biological process (GO): positive regulation of vasoconstriction; regulation of systemic arterial blood pressure by vasopressin; female pregnancy
Cellular component (GO): membrane
Molecular function (GO): oxytocin receptor activity; peptide binding; vasopressin receptor activity
Source: RefSeq, a predicted model, not a curated record
CUGGGGACCCUAUAACACGGGCUCAUGCGCUGUGUUGCUGCCCAUUCCGAAGACUCUCAGCAGAGAUUAUGCUAGUUUAUUUUCUUCAUCUCCAGUUUUAACAUUUAUGUUUAGACUUUCGGUGUAAACGCCGCAUUCUUUAUUUCUCUAAAACUAUAUUUCUAAAUAUUUUUGUUGCUUGGUGGAUUACAGGCAGACGAUGGGUGACGUCCGAGACAACGUAAAACCCUUUUGCCAUCUGGGGAUUAUAAACUGACCUUGACUAUGCCUUGGCACCUGUAAGGACGCAAGGAAGACUUAGGCGCUCACGACCCUCUCUUGGUGACCAAACCACUACGAGUCCUUCUGCAGAGAGGACGAGACUGCAGCAAUGGAAACUAUUUCCAAUGAAAGUGAUAUCUGGCAACUGAACGAAUCUUGGAGGAACUCCAGCCUUCUGAACGGGACCGGCGGGCUGAAUCAAACGAACCCCCUGGAGAGGAAUGAGGAGGUGGCAAAGGUGGAGGUGACCGUGCUCGCUCUGGUGCUCUUCCUGGCGCUCGCAGGGAACCUGUGCGUCCUGCUGGCCAUCCACACCACCAAACACAGCCAGUCCCGCAUGUAUUACUUCAUGAAGCACCUGAGCAUCGCCGAUCUGGUCGUGGCUAUAUUCCAGGUCCUCCCUCAACUUAUCUGGGACAUCACAUUUCGGUUCUACGGACCAGAUAUUUUGUGCAGGUUGGUUAAAUACCUGCAGGUUGUCGGGAUGUUUGCAUCCACUUAUAUGUUAGUUUUGAUGUCCGUAGACCGCUGUUUGGCCAUAUGCCAGCCUCUCCGCUCUCUGCACAGAAGAAAAGAUCGUUUUUAUGUGAUAUUUUCUUGGCUCCUCAGCCUGCUCUUCAGCACCCCGCAGAUAUUCAUCUUUUCCCUCAGAGAGGUCGGCUCAGGAGUGUACGACUGCUGGGGCGACUUCGUGAAACCCUGGGGAGCGAAAGCUUACAUUACAUGGAUCAGCCUCACUAUCUACAUUAUCCCCGUGGCCAUACUGAGCAUUUGCUACGGUCUGAUCAGCUUUAAGAUAUGGCAAAACUUUAAGCUGAAAACCAGACGCGAACAGUGCAUCAGCCUGACCCCCAAAACCUGCAAAAGCAACACGCUGGCCCGGGUGAGCAGCGUGAGGCUCAUCUCCAAGGCGAAGAUAACCACCGUGAAAAUGACUUUUGUGAUUGUGGUGGCGUACAUCGUGUGCUGGACCCCCUUUUUCUCAGUCCAGAUGUGGUCUGCGUGGGAUCCAGCUGCACCCCGGGAGGCCAUGCCCUUCAUCAUCUCCAUGCUGCUUGCAAGCCUCAACAGCUGCUGUAACCCCUGGAUCUAUAUGUGCUUCGCUGGGCAUCUCUUCCAUGACCUGAGGCAGAACUUUCUGUGUUGUUCCGCUCGCUACCUUAAGUCAUCCCAGUGCCGCUGCGAGCAUGACUUUGACUCCAGCCACAAGAGCAACUCGUCAACCUUUGCCAUUAAGAGCACCAGCAGUCAGAGGAGCAUCACACAGACAUCCACCACGUAAGCCCCUGGCCUCCUUUUUUUCCUGUCUCCCAAGCUGCCCACUCAGCCUCUCACUACAUGCUGCUCCCCAUAAAUUUUCCAGCGGUUCGAUUUUUUCAAAAUGCCUCUCUCUGUAAGACUUGCUGUUAAAGCCCAGAAGGGGGACAACAACCCACACAGUCCUUUCAUUUCUGAAUAAAUUUAUUAUUUAACUGUGAAUCUGAAAGCAUUAAUCAACAGAAUUUUUUUUCAUGAAUUUCAAUGAGAUAAUUAAGGACUAAAAAGAUUGACUGAAUGAAACUUUUUCUAUGUGUUUUUUUUUGUUAUAUACUUGCUCUAAAUGUACAUUUUAAGGUGUAUCUUAGUGUUUAUUGUGCACACAAACUGAAUAAAAAGACUAUUUGACGAAUGUUGAUGCGUUGUAAAUUGUUACGGUUUUGUCACCAGCAAAGCUAAUGGAUCCAGUUUGUCUGUGUUGUUAUUAUAAAUUUAUUCCUCUGUUAUAAAUUCGAUAUAACAGAUAUAACUGUUGUUCAGCUUGUUACAUAUUUGCACAGAUAUAAACUGUUACUUCAAGGUUUUGUUAAGUUUAUUAUGCCAUGCCUGUCUCUGCUAAACAUUGGACAAAUGGUUUGAAAACAAUAAAAGAAAAUU